Messenger RNA from Protopolystoma xenopodis, 1092 nucleotides. NCBI's taxonomy places the organism in Eukaryota, Metazoa, Platyhelminthes, Monogenea, Polystomatidea, Polystomatidae. The record is from the annotation of a GenBank genome assembly.
AUGUGUUUUUCGCCUCCCUGCAAUGACGUCUGUCCUCCCUGCAAUGACGUCUGUCCUCCCUGGUCGGCCUGGUUCAACUGUAACUCGUCCGACUGUCGAGCCGGCAUCGGCACCGUCUCACGGAAGCGUGUCUGCUUUUGUGACAAAGUGGCCGACUCGCAGUCGCAAGUGUUCCAGUCCAAGAUGGGCAUGUGCCACGAGACCUCGGCCUGUCGUACAGCCUGCGCGGGCCAGUCCGUGUUCGCAGAACGCCUUGAAGAAGACGACGCCAGAAGCGGCAGUGGCGCUCAGCCAUUCCCCCAUUGGCUGACCUAUUUCGUGAUCGCCUUCUGCAUCGUCAUCUUGAUCGUCGGUCUCCUCCUGUUGUGUCAGUUCUUCCAUCGUCUCUUCUCGCCCAAACUACGACAACAGCCGAGUCCCGGCCAGCCUGCCGCCCUAUUAAGACCCGCCGGCCUGCCCACCGUCACUCGAGCCCUGUCCGAUCUCUCCGCCUUCACCAACCUCAUGCUGCAGCCUCAGAUGGCCGUCGUCUCGAGUCGAGUCCCGUUCGCCGCCACGCCCGGGCUCAGUCUCGACGCGGCAGGAGCCACGUCGCGAUUCAACCUCAGCAUGUUGCCUGUGCCCGGCCAACUCUUCAAUCCGGCCUUUCGCCAUGACGACGGCCACGAUGGGGUCCUGCCCGCCGGUCUCCCCGACUACUAUGCCCUGGAAGUGAGCAGCUCGGAUAGCCUUCGUGGUCUGCCACCCUCCUACGAGAAGGUGAUCGAGAUCAUGCAACAGGCCCUGCCCUCGGCCGAUCCUCGCGUCCCCAUGCACCCGGAAUCGGCCGUCUCGGCCGUCGGUGCCAGCAGCGAAGCGGAUUUCGCGGUACCGCCGACAACUGACCCAUUGGGCAGACGCGCCGACUCCACGGCCGGGGACAUUUGUCGGUGUCCUGUCGUCACCUCGUGUCUGGAGGCGGUGGAGGCUGAGGUGGAGACGCCCGCGUCGGGGGCGGAUGGCGCGAGCUGGAUUCCCGGCCCGGCCAGCACGGCCGGAUCUGCCGGCAGACAGAAUCUGGCUCUGCUCCCGAGGCGGCAUCCCGUCUUGUAG